Nothobranchius furzeri (turquoise killifish) is the source of this 3824-nucleotide messenger RNA. RefSeq names its product integrator complex subunit 14 (gene ints14). Gene Ontology annotation, biological process: snRNA 3'-end processing. Gene Ontology annotation, cellular component: integrator complex. Lineage: Eukaryota; Metazoa; Chordata; Actinopteri; Cyprinodontiformes; Nothobranchiidae. The record is from RefSeq and is a predicted model, not a curated record.
AAUGUCGUUUACAUAUUUUUUUUCUCUUUGCCAUAAAUCAGUUGGCAGCUCCACUUUCAGGUUUGACGAACAACAAUUUGGAACAUUUUAGUAUUUUUUUUCCGUUUGGUCUUCUUAUGUCGUACAUUCCAGAAUGCUAACUAGCAAGCUAACAUUAGCCCGUGGUAACAUGUCUGUCGUACGGAUGCUGUAUUUUAGUUGAACAUCAGUAGCGUUAAUGACACACUGAGAGUGGGGUCAUUUUCGGGGAGGACUUUAUAUUUCUCGUAUCAUUGUUCGAGUACACCGUCAGAAGUGACCCGCCAUGCCUACAGUGGUUCUAAUGGACGUGUCCCUGUCUAUGACACGGCCAGUGUCCCAGGAUGGCGGCGAGGAGCUUCAGAGGAAGAACCUGGCCGUACACGGCCUCAACAUGUUGUUUGAACACAUGGCUUCCAACUAUCGCCUUGAGUUCACAGCACUGAUGGCCUUCUCCUCCCUCUGGGAGCUGUUGGUCCCUUUCACCCGAGAUUACAAUGCUUUGCAGGAGGCAAUUAGCAGCCUGGAAGACUACGAUAAGACGUGUAUUGAAUCAGCUCUUAAUGGAGUUAAUAAUGUAGUCCAACAGGAAUGGGGCAAUGGUUGUCCCUGCCAGGUGGUGCUAGUUACUGAUGGAUCUCUUGGUAUUGGGAAGGGCUCCCUUCGACACUCUCUUCAAACCCUGAAGCAGCGAGAAGAAGACAAAAAGUUCCCGCUACCUUUUCCUUUUCCAACCAAAAUGUUCAUCCUAUGUGUAGCUAAUGCAGAAGAGUUACAAGCCACUGAUGCCAUGGAAAACCUGGAGGAGCUACUUCGGCUCAGCGGAGGGGACGGACAGAUCUUCACUGUGGAUGGACCACUCUGCAUGAAGAGUGUACAAGCCAUGUUUGGGUUGCUGAUUGAUCACGCAUACUCUCCCUUCCAUGCGGUGCUGUACUGUGGGAAUCUGUCAUCAGACGUUCAGGUUUUCCCUCGUCCUGAGCCUGUCCUGGUGGACGAAGAGGUGGAGCCCAUACCCCGAACAGUCAGGGCAGAUCUGGAAAUUGUGGGCUUCAUUGAAAUUGCAGACAUUUCCAGCCCUCCUGUAAUAUCCAGACACUUGGUUCUUCCUAUUGCUGUAAACAAAGAUGUGGAUGAAAUGGGGACAGGAGCCACAGAUGAGCUUGAGGAGGAGCCUUCUGCCAGCCAAGUAGCAGGAAAAAGUCCCAACUUUUGUGUUCUACUACACGGAAGUUUGAAGGUUGAGGGAAUGGUGGCGCUGGUCCAGCUUGGGCCUGAGUGGUUCGGGAUGCUGUACUCUCAAGCAGACAGCAAGAAGAAAUCAAACCUGAUGAUGUCGCUGUUUGAGCCCGGGCCAGACCCGCUUCCUUGGCUGGGCAAAAUCACUCAUUUAGGUCCAGUUUCAGAAGCUGCUGAAAAUCCCUACGGAGAGGAUGACAGUAAAAGUCCUUUUCCUGUGCAGCCGCCAGCCAAGCGGAGCUAUGCUCAGAAUGUCACGGUUUGGAUUAAAGCCAGUGGAUUACAGACUGAUGUCCAGAAGAUCCUGAGGAAUGCCAGAAAAUUACCAGAUAAAAUGCAGACGUUUUAUAAAGAGCUGAACCGUCUGCGGAAAGCUGCCUUGGCGUUUGGUUUCUGGGAGCUCUUAAAGGGCGUGGCCGAGCUGCUGGAGAGAGAGUGCACCCUGCUGCCCGACUCGGCCCAUCCAGACGCUGCGUUCCAACUCUCCCACGCUGCUCGUCAGCUGAAACUGGCCAGCUCCACCGACUCCCAGUAUGCUGCUUUUGAGCACAACAUCGUCCCCAUGCGCACAGACUUUUCAAGCUGAGGCAAAAAAGGACCAAUCUGGUACAUUAAACUGUUGUAUCUGUAUGUAUUAGUUUACUGCGAGCUUUUUUACAUUUCUCUAUAAUUCCUUUUUGUUCACCAGAUUCAUACAUUACCAAAAAUGUCAGAAGUUUAAGGUUCUUUAAUAAACCAGCAAAGGAGUAAAUGGUGAUUAUGUUUCAUCAGUUGUUUUUGUUUAUAAAGCUUGUAAACAGAUUAAAACCCUGCAUUUGUUAACAAAUGUUUUCUUUCUUUGCUCUUAAACAGUCAACAGCAACAAUUUGUUUUAAUCAGCUGGGGCAACAAGAAAUGCUGCUUUUGACCGGAGCAGACAUUUGGGUGUUCUUCAAAAAGGGUUCAAAAGUAAACAAGCAGCAAAUUUUUAAUUUGCUUUCCUCUUCUUGGUGCGGAAACGCUUCUUCCUCUGCUUGUAAAGGUGGCGAAAGUUGAUAAAAAGCCCUAAAGGAUGGAAAAAGAUUUAACUGGUUACCAGAACGCAAAAUAGAGAUUUGACAAAAGGAGACUGAUGGCUGAGAUAAGCGUUUCUACUUCCUCACCCAAAAACAUAAAAAUCAGAUAGACGUGAAGGACGUAGGAGAAGCUGACUGAAGUACCGAUUACUUUCGGCAGAGGAAUGCGGAACAGUCUGGUUUCAUCGAAUAUGGGAAUGGACUGAAUCACUGCAACAGCUACAAGGAACAGACAGAUACAUUUUAAUAAAGGAAAAAGCAGUUCAAGCAAGCUACAUUAAAAUAACAAUUCAAAGGUCCUAGACCCACCCACUUAGUCAAAGAAUUUCAUGGUUACAGAAAAUGUCAACACCGGAUACAACAGAUACUGUCAAACAACCAUAGACAUAACCUUUGCUUAUGUUUUGGCCUGUAGCUGGCACCUCUUCUGCCAUAAUUCCUAAUGUAACAUGCCUCUGUACCUUUAACAAUUCAGUAUGCUAGCUAAUAUAGUGUGGUGUUUUUAUUGUGAAAAACAAGGCAGGUUUUAUCUUUCUUUGAUUAUACUUAACGUCACAAUUACAGCAACUCAGUGCCGCCAAGAAUCUGGGGAAACUCCAAAAACCAAGUCAAAACUAGCAGAACCCAGCCUGAACCGAACGUUGUUGGACGAGCUCUCGCUUCUCUGGCAGCUUGUAACACGCACACACACACUCGUACAUUAUGCAAGAAACAAACCGACCGCUCUGCCAACCAACAGAAGACUUGCUGUGUUCACAGUCAACAGGUCCAUCACCUAAACGUUUCCCGACAACAACAGAACUAGACUAAACAGAACGGGACACUGCCCAUUACACUAGCUAGCCCAGGUCUGGCUUCCAUUUCUGUAUGUAUUACGAUCCAAUCAUUGAGAACGGGACAUUCACAAUCACUGGACAAGGUAUUUCCAGGACUGAACGUUUCAGAGGCGAUUAAAAUGAUUGAAAUUCUUGACAAAAUAUUUAACUUGUUGGUUAAUAAUAAUAACAAUAAUGCAUUGAACUUAUAUAGCGCUUUUCUAGACACCCAAAGACGCUUUCACACACACUCACAUUCACACACUGCUAGUGAUGGUAAGCUACUUGUAGCCACAGCCGCCCUGGGGAGGUCUGACAGAGGCGAGGCUGCCAUUUGGCGCCGUCGGCCCCUCUGACCACCACUAACACAGGCACGUUGGGUGAAGUGUCUUGCCCAAGGACACAACAGCAGGAUACCCCUGGCGGGAGCUACAAUCGAACCCAUGACCCUCCGAUCAUGAGGCAAGUCAACCCGCUCUACCACCUGAGCUACUGCUGCCAUCAGUAUGUGAAGCACACGUCUCCUACUGCACCUUUAAAUGACAGUAACAAAUACCGGAUAACUCGGUAAGCAGCAAACCGAUUCACCUUCAGCUAAAACACCUAACGGAUACAGUGGGAUCCAGACUGUGUACCGCAGCCAAGUGAGGGUUUUCCACUCUGUGUUGCAACAGCCCAGCAUGUAAAACGGAUACCU